Messenger RNA from Laetiporus sulphureus 93-53, 2289 nucleotides. RefSeq lists its product as uncharacterized. The record is from RefSeq and is a predicted model, not a curated record. The coding region runs from base 139 to 2133 and encodes 664 amino acids. The transcript is spliced from 6 exons. Gene Ontology annotation, biological process: polyamine biosynthetic process. Lineage: Eukaryota; Fungi; Basidiomycota; Agaricomycetes; Polyporales; Laetiporaceae.
CAAGGAUAUCCCGCGGAGGUUUGAAGGAAUUGUCUCGUCUGCCCACGGGAGACUAGACGCACGCCCAUUUCAUCUCGCGUUGAGAUGAAUGGCUGCGCCAGACUCUAAUCGCUAUCUCCGAGCUUCUUCCCGACCGCCAUGUCGCAGCGUGCCAGCACGAAGAGCACGGUGAUCGACCAGGUCGUGUCGAAGACAUUGUCCGUGGUGAUCGUGCUCGGUCUCUCGCUCGUGGUCUUCGCCUACCGACGAUCUCUGACACCCCUCUACGGCGCCGUACCAACUGAUCAUCAUUUCAACAAGGUCGUAUGGGGUGCUUGCAUUGUUGGUAGCUUUGCGCCACGUGUCUCGAUCUCGCCAGCUAUUUUGGCGGCUGGACUCUUGCUAUGUCUAAUGCCAAACAGUGCAUACUGGAUGGCUGUGUAUACGGGAAGAAUGGGCAAUGUCAUUUGGGGACCUGUCGUGACACAUUUGACUGUAAUCACUCCUGUGAUUGCUCUCGGUGUAGCUGUGGUGAAAGCUCUUCAGCAUGACCCCAAUCAAGAACAAGCCGCGCCUCAGCAAAUGAUCACACUCCCCAUCGCACAAACGACUAUCAUGACUUUGCAAGAGUUAUGGGCUGUUACUCCAUGUAUCAAGGACCUAGCGGAGGACCAAAUUAUGCUACAAGCGGGAACGCUUGCUCUCGUGACAUGGGCCGUCUCUCCUCUGCUUGCAUCGUCCCCGCCUCCAUCUCCUGCUCCUGAUGUGCCGUCGACGGUCUCAACCGAGCCUGUCGGCGACAUCUCUGUCAGGGCCACGAAGUCUCCUUCAACUCCCACGAAGGGAAGGGCACAGCGUAGGCGCAAGCCGUCAACGUCCAAGGUGGCCACGGUUCUGCCGGCAACUGCAGCCGUACCGGCAGCAUCCACGCCUCCCUCUCUACCACCGCCAAAGAAAAUUACUGGCUUGAACCUUGCCCGGCUCCUUCUCCUUCCUAUUUUGCCGUUCCUCACGUCUACCGUCCUCCAAUCUCCCGUCCUUUCGAAGCCGCUAUUGCAGCCGUACAUACACCCUACGUACCCCUUGCGUAUUCUCUCUUCUGUCCGUUCUUCGUUCUCCGGCGUUGUUGUCGUUGGCGAGGCGCUUCCUCCAACCGAGAAUCAGCCGAUCGCCGGUGAUCUGCAUUCGCUGAGAUACCUUCGGGCCGGACACUCGCUUCUAGGAGGAAGAUGGAUUGGUGAGCUAGCGACAAUGGGCGUGCGUGGCGAGGAAGAUUUGGCUUUGGACCAAAACGGGGAACCAUUGGGCGAAUCCAUCUACGCCGCCUUCGUGUUGCAAGAAGCCGCGAGGCUCGUAGAGAAGCCGGAUGGGCGAGAUCCGCAGAAUGCAUUGGUGAUUGGCUUGGGUGCAGGCAUAUCUGCGUCCGCGUUCAUGAAGCACAAUGUAUCAACUACGAUCAUCGAGAUUGAUCGGGCGGUAUAUGAUGCAGCACGACAUUUCUUUGCACUUCCAAAACCUGACCGCCUGGUCAUCAAGGAUGCUGCGACGUGGAUAAGGCAACAGACGGGGGAGCUGAAUGACACUAGGGAGGCGGGUGGUGUCGAGCAUGGCGAGAAGGAACAGUACGACAUCGUCGUGCACGACGUAUUCUCGGGUGGAUCUCUGCCGUCACAUCUCUUCACGAUGGAGUUUUGGAACAGCACCAAAGCGAUUUUGAAGGCCGAUGGCGUUCUCGCCGUGAACCUGGCGGGGCCCUUGAACUCGGACUCAUCCCGCGCUAUCAUUCUGACUAUUGAGUCUAUGUUUGGACAAUGUCGUGCGUUUUGCGACGAGCUAGACCCAGCAGAACAAGCGCGAAAUGAAUACCAUAAUUGGGUUGUCUUCUGUUCCACGUCUUCGCAGCCGCCUACGUUCCGUGCUGCCCGGGAAUCCGACUACCUCGGUUCUUUACAACGCGCCAGCAUCCUCUCCACUUUGUCGCGGCGUGAGGCUGACCUUACCUUCUUGAGGGAAGGGCUGAGCGAAGAGCAGAAGGAGAGGUAUCUUCUGACGAACAUGAGGAAUCCGUUGGAGAAAUGGCAGGAGAAGGAAGCACUGAAUCACUGGAAGAUUAUGAGACAAGUGUUGCCGGACGUGAUUUGGGAAACGUAUUGAAGAUUGGAUAUAACAUGACAUUGUAUCACGCGAGGGUCGUUCGAAGCUGUGCUGUACUGAGAUGCAAAUCUUCCGCUGUGCUCUUAGCAUGGCAGGAUUAUAUACAGAUACUGCAGACGUAAAGGCAGCUGCCGACCGGCCGGGUUUGAAGAGCCA